This is a messenger RNA of Centrocercus urophasianus (Greater sage-grouse), 6953 nucleotides long. RefSeq names its product potassium channel tetramerization domain containing 18 (gene KCTD18). The transcript has 7 exons. The record is from RefSeq and is a predicted model, not a curated record. Bases 117 to 1403 code for a protein of 428 amino acids. Gene Ontology annotation, biological process: protein homooligomerization. Lineage: Eukaryota; Metazoa; Chordata; Aves; Galliformes; Phasianidae.
CCUGCCGCCAUUUUGCGGAGCCGAGGAGGCCCGGAGGCGCCCGGCCCGCUCCGGCCGCGGGGAGGCGGCGGCGCAGUGUAGAAUAGCUCGUAAUUAACAUCUCAUUUGCAAAUGCGAUGGAAGAGGACAAGGCUGCAGAGGAGCAGGGCAUCCUACGGCUGAACGUGCGAGGAUGUCUGUACACCGCCAGGCGCCAGUCCCUGUGCCGCUUUAAGGACUCCAUGCUAGCUUCUAUGUUUAGUGGACGUUUUCCUCUAAAAAUGGAUGAGUCUGGAGCCUGUCUGAUUGAUCGAGAUGGAAGUUUGUUUAAAUAUCUUUUGGAUUAUCUUCAUGGAGAAGUUCGGAUUCCUGAGGAUAAACAGAUUCAAAUUGCAUUGCAGGAGGAAGCAGAUUAUUUUGGCAUCCCUUAUCCAUACAGUCUGUCUGACCAUUUGGCCAAUGAAAUGGAGACAUAUUCUUUAAGGUCAAAUGUAGAGCUUAAGAAGGCUUUGUUGGAUUUCUGUGAUUCUUAUAAUUUAAUCUGCACCAAGCCUACAGUUUGGGUCCUGCACUAUCUUGGCACUUCUGGGGCAAGCUGUGAGAGUAAAAUUAUUGGUGUGUAUGCCACAAGGGCUGAUGGGACUGAUGCAAUUAAAAAGGAGCUAGGAACAAAAAUUCACAGUAAAAGUAUCUACAAAAGAGAAGCUGGAAAUAAUGUCCAAUACAUCUGGAGCUAUUACUCUGAAGCUGAACUGAAAAAGAUGAUGGAUGCUUUCGGCACCUGGGAAGGAAGAGGUGUCAGCUACUGGAGAGUGCCGCAGGAGCUCAUCGAAUGCUGGACUCUUGAAGAGCGUUCUCUGAAAGGCAGUUUGCAUCAUAUGCCUCCAGUUCAUAAAAGACGCUUAAUUGAUUUCUCUGAAGUGGAAGACUACAUACCAUGCAAAGUGGGCCCCAAGCCAAUUAGAUUCUCAGGUCCUUCAACAAGUACACAUAUCAAAGUCAAGAAUUCAGCUUCAUUAAAGGUAGCUGCUUGCAACACUUCACAUUCUGCAGUAACUCUUAAACGACCAAAUAGUGAAAGUUUGAUACUGCACAAAGCAGCUUCUGUGUCCACAGCAUGCAAGCCAGAGCCCAGCAAUUCCCAGGUGCCCCAUGGAAAGCAGAGUGCUGAUGAUGAAGCACCAUGUCAAAUGACUUUCAACACCUCAGCGCCUAGAAAACCCAUACGCAGCCGUGCAGUAAAGCUGAAGCGAACUCCACUGUUUCUCAUGACACCUUCUCAGUCAUCAUCUGUGUCCAGUAAAACAAGUGAACAGGACAAAGCUGCUGCUGAAAUUCCUACUACUUCAACAGUACUAAACAAGAAAGAACCAGCUGCGUUAGCAGAGAGCAACAAGCUUAAGAGUAAUAAAGUGGAUGGAUAACAUUGGACUCAGCCUGAUAGGCUGUGUAGCUUGGGAACAUCUGGCCUAAGAACAGCUCAUCAUCUCAUAUUGUUAGUUAUUCAAGGAUUUGGUAGGAAAUCACGGUGAAGAUAGUGAAGAGUUAGUGAAGAGCAGAGGGAGAAAUGAAGUGUAUUUUCUGAUUUUAUUUCUAAGUACUUUUUAGAAGUUGGGAGGAAGAAACAUGGCUAAAAAAACUCUAAAACACACAGCAUGCUCAAUAUUAUGGUGUCUCAUUCAUAUUUGUGUCAGGCUGUACUACUGGCCUUUUAAAAGGAAUACAUGCACAGCACAGAAGACAACAGCUUAUCAAAUUCAGUUACAGUUAAUUUCCUUAAUCCAUAUAUUUCAAGUAGGGGAAAAAUAGUAACAAUGAAUACCAGUUAUUAGAUUCAAAUUUGUCACAAGUGUGCAAUAUACAGAGUACUGUAAAGACUUUAUUUUAAGCUGAAUGCACAAAUACUGGUACUUGCAGUGAGGAGAAGUUACCAUUUUAUUAUUGGUAGCAAUUAAAGGGACCAUCUUUACAUAUAGAAAACUGAUAAACAGGAAGGAAGAGCAUGACUAGGGAAUAAGGCAGUUUUUCCUUAGACCUGAGACAUGUACACUAGUUUCCUACUUGUCCUUCUUGUCCUCCCUUGUACUAGGGUGCAUUACAAGCAACGAUACUGAAGAGCUCCUGUAUGUUUCUACUAGCAAAGAAAAGCAGAAUUUGGCUCACUUUUUAAGAAGUCCUUUUGGACUUGGUUUAAAUUGGAUAUGUUUAAACCAAUGCUGUUUAAGUUCCCCACAUUUGGCUUCAUUUUGUGCAAUUGUUUGUGUAUGGCUGGGUACUGCUUUGUUGUUGCUAAUAAUUUUGCAACACAGUAAAUACACCUGGCUUUAGAUGUUGCAAAGUCCUAUCGCAUUGCCAAAAUGAAGUAUUCUUACAAUUUGCUUCUUAAAGUCUUUUGUUUUCUAGGUUAUUUAGAAGAAAUCACAUUUUUAGGCUUUUUGUCGUAACUGCAAGGACUUGAAAUUUCAUUUGCAAAGUAGAAAAGAGAAACAGCAAAAUUUCAAGUACUAACAUACUGUUUGAAGAGAUGUUUUUUGCUAUGAAUUAUAGUUAUGUAAAGCUGAGCAGUAUUGCAAUUUUCUACUAUUUACACGUAUAGUAAAGACCAGCCUAUCUUUAAAAUCCUUACACUACUGUAAUAAGCCUAAAAAGCCACAGAAAAGCCAAGGCUCUCCCCAUCCCACAGAAGAGAUUCACUUGAGACCAGAAAAAGCAGAAAUUAAGGGAGAUAAAUAACAAGUUUCAUUUUAGUGAGCGUGCAAUUCAUUGACACAAUGUAUACCAGUCUGAUUGAAAAGCAGUUUUUAAAUAACUACUUUCUGUGUGACUUUUAUUUUAGAACUUAGUGAACAGCUGAGCCCUUUACUGUAUCCAUUUAGGUCCUCUUACAAUGAUUCCUCUUCAACUUUGGGUGAAUUUGUAGGCUUCUUUCAACAUCAUACAAAAGCUCACAAGUCUGGAUUCUUGCAGAUAAGACUAAGACUGAUCCCUUUGGACUUCCUAAGCCUGUGCUAGUUCAGGGCUUGUCUAGUCAUUCUGGUAGUAUUUUUCACAUAACAUUCAUAUCAUUUGCAUUCCAGUGGCUUCAGUCUCAUCUUUGUCCUAGACACACUGACUUGCAGUUAAAAAAAAAAAAUUACAAAAUCAUUCCCUUUAAUUUCAGCAUAUGAAAUUGUGAAUGAAAGUGGCUGUGGUGAGGAGGUAGAGCAAAUUUAGAGACUUGAUUUUUUUUACUGGAUGAGAAACAAACAUGGCUUUUUAAAUAAGCACUUUUGUCUUUUUAUUUUUAAUCCCGUGAAGCUUGUUAACAAUCUGUUGUAAUGGAUGGACUGAUUUUAAACAGCUUUAUAAGAGCUGAACCUUCAAGAUGACUAUUACAGCUUUGUCUAUAUCCACCCAAAGCCUUUUAAAGUAUAAAAUCAAACAGCAUUUAGUCUUCUGCCUGGGAGGCAGAGAGCUGAAAACUUGCCCAUCCAAGGAUUAGUCAGCUCUUAACCUGGCUAACAGACUGCUCUUUUGAGGCCUGGAACAAAGAGCAGAAAUUCUGCAAGUCUGAGAGUUUCUUGCAGGUUCUACUUUCCUCAAAUCUGUACGAUCCCAAGUUUCUUCAAAGUCCACAGUUUUCUUAAUGUUUCACUCAUCCAAUUCAAAGAGUUACCAGCUGGUACAGUCAACUGAAGUGAUUAUGGCUUGUUUUGCACCUUUGUACAAUUGUUAUAAAAGAGACCAGUUAGAAAGCUUCUUUGCCCUAGCAAUUUAAUAGCUGUGCUCUGAAGAGUAACGUGCAUCACGCUAGUGAACUUUGAUGCUUUUCUCUUUCCCCUCACAAACACGGUCAAUUUUCCAGUUGUUUAGCCCUCACUUUCACACUAUUUCCAAACCAUCUAUGAUAUGGCAUAAUGUAGAAAAAUGCAAUUCCAAAUUAAUUUCCAGAAAAUUACUUCUCCAUGAUUAAGUGCGUAUUAUCACCGGGAUAUGCUUCAAACAGAUGUAAUUCUAUCUGUAUGCUUCAGAGUAUGGAGAACUCAUACUUGCCAUAACCAAGCAGAUGUUGUUUCAUCUGCUAGGGGCACGUUAACACUGAUUCUCAGAGAGACUUUUCAUCAGGCUCGUUUUCAGCUUAAGAGCCACGGAAACAACGCAGUCAAAUGAGCUCUGAACUAGGCAUUAAUUCAGAGAUGCUUCUGUAUGAAAUAUAGCUCAAGUUCCUUGCAAGUAAAACAACUGAUGAUUCUCUCAAGACAGUAUCGACUGUAAACACACUGACUGCUCCUAAGGAAGCUACCUCUUUCCUUCUUUCAAGCUGUUCAUUCACUUCUUUAAACCCACUUAAAUGUUCAGAUAAUAAACAUUAUGUAGUACAAGUCUUAGUAUGACCAAACAGAAAUGGCAGCAUUAUCCAGGAGGUAAGAUGAUUUUGUCUGUUUAAUUCUCAAUCUGUGAAGGACAAAUUCUCACUUAGCAACAACGGGAGGCAAGCUGUACCAUUGAAAACUUGAGAGUGAAGCUGUCUAUUCCAUAGCUGCAAUUAGAGUGAGAGUGUGGCUAGAAGUAAAGCUCUGUAAAUCUGUGGAGGAAAUGUCCCCAAGAGAUCUAGAUUCAUUUUGAGCAACAGCUUUUAGCAGAAUGUCAAGCAGCAGAAACAGACACAGCUGGUGUUACAGACCUCUGCUCUUCUCUGAGUUUCUGAGUACUUUCUACAGAAUACUACUUUUGCAGGAAUAAGUAAAUAAAUAAAAUCUUCCUGCUUAUACAGCAUUUAUCACUUAGCUGAGUAAUACUUUGCAAAUUCACUGGACCACACACAUCAAUAAUUAGACCGUUUUCAAAGUCGUCCCUUUCCUAUGUGCAUCUCUUAGCUCAUCCUAAUUUCUGGUACAACAUCCACAAACAUUUCUAGUACAGGUUGUUUAGUUGCUUUUGAUACAUCCCAGUCACUGCAUGGGGAAACAGACUCACCACAGGAAAUGCCAUCCAUCCAUCCAAGCUCAGACCACGUUGCUUUCCUACAGCAGCAGGAUCCAGGAAAGGAAUAUACAAACUAGAGUACAAACUUAUCCUUUCCAAAAUUAAUAGUUUCAGUUCUAGAGCAACAUUUCCAAUGACUUUAAGUAGUUUAAAUGAUUUUUUUUUUUUUUCAAACAUCUGACACAGCAAUGUUUCAGAGCCAGCCAUGUAACAGUUACAAUGUGUAACUGCAAUACCAAAGCACAUUUGCUGCAUCAAGACUGCAGAGUCCCCAGAACCAGCCAAAUCCACACUUUUAUCUCUCAUCCAAGAAUGUGUGUUUGCCUCACAGCCUGAGGAUAAAUGCUUCCUCUCACCUGUUAGUUCUGAUCUGCCAUGUACUAAGCCUCCAGCACAGCAAAGAGAAGCUGGUACUGAAGAGCACAAGGUCAUCCUGUUGUGCUGAGUUAUGAUUUAUGUUAGAUUUGACUUGUUUUGAGGAAGCCUGCUUGUAAGGAAGCUGACUUGUAGAAUAAAAUAACUUCUUCCAAUAAUCCUAUUAAGUGGAAAAGCUAUAAGGCAGGAGUAAAAGUCAUUAUAAAUACAUCAGAUAUUAUUAAGAGGGGAUACAAGAAAAGGUAUAAGUAACUUUCAGAAAUUAUGUAAAAGCAAUAUAAUAUUGUUCUGGGGUACUACCCAUACAGAUAUUGUGAUUACAUCUCUAACUGUGAAGUUACAGCAUGGCAGUAUGGCAAAUUUUGAAAAUAGACUUUUCUGGUGGGUGUGCACAGCACAGACAUUCUGGAAUUUCAGCUCCAUUUACUUAAAACGUUCAGCUAAAAGCCUGAUAGGAGAAGGGUCCACAAUGCUAAAAAAAGCCUAUGUUUACCUAUGAGUACUUAUUUUAUCACCACUAUUCCAGAAGAAGAUGAGCUACUUGCCUUGUAAAAUCAGGUUUUACCAUCAUUCACAUGUAGAAAAUUGUACAGAUAUCAAGAGCAAUAAUCAAAAUCCUUCAUAGGCAAUGCACUUUAUACUUUAUGAAUCAAAAGUGGAAUUCAGUACAAAGAAAGCGUGUAGUCAGCUCAUGGAAAUUAGGCAGAGGUAAGUGGUAAAAAGCCAUAACCAACAAUAAACGUUCAAAGUGUCCAGCUCUUACUGACCUCACUGGGAAAGAGACCCUUUUACAUUUCUCUGAUUCUGACCCCCAGCCCUCUAGUUCACUUGAUGUCAGGCCUGGAUUCUUUACUGAUUAUUCUGAUACCUUAAUAUUUUCAAUAACAACUUUUAACAUAGGUUUAUCCAAGAUUAGCUCUUGAUGCUGUCCUGCGCACUUGUGGCAUUGGAAUUUAGCCAAAAGCAAAAGCCUAUUCCAAGCCAAACUCAAACCAAAGCCUCCCACUGACACCAGCUGAACUAAGCAAAUCUAGUUCAAAUAUGAUCACAACUGAUUAGAUACUGCAAGGCAGCAAACAACAGAAUGUUUUAGAAAGAAGAUUUUAAUUUUUUUUGGAAGAAACAAGUUUUCUGAAAUACAUAAUCAGAACAUUAACACUAAGAUUUUAUUUUAAUAGAAAACUCACAAGGAUGUAGUAUCUGCCCAAAUAUGUAUCUCCAUAUUCUGCUGCAUGUUGCUGUAACAAGUUUAUUAGUCAUAGCUCUCAUUAAGGACAGAUGGUUCCUAGAGCAAAAAAUAUAGAAAAAUAAUCUGGAUUCAAGUCUAGAACACCUGUGACUUUUCAUAUGCAAAAAAAUAAAUCCAACUAGUCAUAGAAAAAUGGCUGAUAAGGAUGGAGAAUAGGGCUGUGCAUCUGAAUAGCCAUGACUAUGUAUACUCUAAACUUGAAUGAAAUGAGCAUUUUCAUAAAAAUAGUUUGUCAAUGAAAAAUACCAAUAUGUAAUACAUUCAGUACAAUUUAUAGGCAAGUCUAAAGAUCUCAGUUUAUGGAAUAAUAAGCUAAAAUCAAAUGUGCUGCUUUUUGAAAUGUUCUUGUAUGUAACAAUACUGUGUGCAUACAGUGUGCAUGCAU